This is a messenger RNA of Physella acuta, 1052 nucleotides long. RefSeq lists its product as uncharacterized. NCBI's taxonomy places the organism in Eukaryota, Metazoa, Mollusca, Gastropoda, Physidae. The record is from RefSeq and is a predicted model, not a curated record.
AUUAUUCGCUUUUGUGUUUGUUAGAGGGUGGUCCAAAUUUUUUACUUUACCUUUCUAUAACAAAUUAUAUAUAGUGUUUCAAACUAAUUUAAUAAUAAUUUCAGAUGAAAUUAAGAAUAAAGAUCCUAAUUACCCUCUUGUCGAUAGCCUUCUUCUUCAUUUUGUUGAAUAAAGACAACACUAUAUUGGGUAAACUUAGAUUGGAUGGACCUCGAGGCGUGAUAAGGGGUUAUGUCAAAAGUGUUGUUAGUGCGAAGGUGAAGCAGUUAUGUGUGGUUUCAAAUGCCACAACACAAAAUAACGAAACAUACAUCAUCGACAAGAUAGAAGAUGAUGUUCCUUCUAUCACCAUAGUGACGAUGUUUCUAAAACUGGGGACUUUAAAGAAGAAUUCCGGCAUACGGACAUUAACUAAAUACAAGCAAUGGAUGACAACGUGGUGCUGGCUGAAAAAUCCAGUUGUGGCGUUUUUCGAAGAUGAGGACAUUUUACAAUAUUUUAAGAAAAUCCGCUCCCAUCAACCCGACGACAGAACUGUGAUUGUGAAAAUCUCCAGGUCUCAGCUGGGCGCCUUCAAAAACCUAGAGAGGAUCCAACAAGUCUACAAGAACAGCUCGUACUCCAACCUACCUCCCACGAUGAUCGACGCUAACUACAGCUGCACCAUGAGUGCUAAAUACGACGCCCUCAUCUUGGCAAUGGCCCUCAAGCUGGUACAGACUAAGUAUCUGGCGUGGAUGGACAUUGGUCUUUUUAGAAACCUCCUUGAAGACAGAAUGGGGCAUAGGAACAAGAACUUCACAUUGGAGAUCCCUCCAGAUUUCAACAACAGUAGAGUGGGUUUUACCGAGGUGGCUCCCAGACAUACAAUGGAGAAGCUCAGCCCGUGGGACUACAUCAAAAAUAGCUACGUGUGGUUAGCUGGUGGUUACGUCAUGGGUACUCAUCAGGUAAUAAGAACAUUCGUCAAAUCCUACAAAUCUACAGUACAAGAGUUGCUCAAAGCCAACAUGUCCAGUACAGACGAGCAAAUCAUCGGAGCGAUGUACUGA